GUGCGAUUCUGAUUAAUGUGUCUUUGUUUAGAGUUUGUAUCCACGCUUUCGGCAUCGGUAUCUCUUUUAUUAGUGUCUCACGGAGUCGGACGGUCCCUGUUCGGGCGCCAUGUAACGACCUGUCCUUCCCCUACGGUCGUGCGGGUGGACGGGGUUAGGGGAAAUAGGUCAGAGACACAUUCGAAUACUUUCGUUAGUCUGUUUUAACUGUAUUUAUUGAGAUAAUGAUGGUUUAUUAUAUUAACAAAGGUAAAAUGUCCGCGUCGUGUUCUUGUCGCAGAUUGCCGAAAACGUGUUUACUUGUUGUUAAAGAGAUCGUUGUUUUCGCGCUCGGAGAAAAGAAUCCCGUGCCUCGCUUGGCGUGACGUGUACGGGGUCUGCGGCGCGUCUCGCGAUUGUCGGCAGUCUCGUGUACGUGCGUCUGAUGGUGGGGGGACGCGCGCGUCUGUUAUUCGGGGAGGAAUAUCGGUUCCUUGGCGGCGGCUAGCCGGAAAUGUCCGGCCGGGGCAGGAUGCUUCCUUACCUCGGUAGCCUUGUGCUAGGAAUCGACGGGAGGGUAGGAUUUCGGCGGGCCGGUAAUGUCCGGCGGAGGCGGGAUAGCCCUAACCCCUUGCUUAAGCCGUGUGGGAAAAAGGAAUUUGGAGUUUUCCAGAUUUCUGUGAGAACGCCGGUAAUAUCCGGCCGGGGCCACUGUACGUAGACCUCUGGUUUCUCUAAGAUCUGGUCGACGGAGGCGAGCUCGGCUCGCCGGAGGAGAUCUGCCUGUUCCUCCGUUUCGGCCGUCUUUUUAUACCCCGGUGGAGCCCCCCCCCCCUGUCUCGUCGUGGGGGUGUCGUAUCGGGGGGAAUCGUCUCGUCAUUUGCGGGUGCGAAUUCGAACGUUUCUAACGGCCGGGUAUCGUUUUUAAUCCGGAGGUCGUCGGCCUUCCUUGCUUCGCGCGGUUCGUCAUCGGCACAAGGCGCCUGCGCGAGCUGUCAGCCGAUGCGCGGCCUGUGUGCUGUCGUUCGUCGGAGUGAACGGCCGCGGUAGUGGGGAGUCUUAGGCGGGCGCGGGGCGCCCUGGUCGUCUCUCGGACGACGAUUUCGGCGGUUGCACGGCCGAAUGCGAUGGCUUAUAGAGCCAGCGUUACAAAUGCAUUUGGCAAUUUGAAACAGCGAUUUCGUCAAUUAUAUCAUUUUAAAUUGCGGGAUAUAAUUCGAAUGGUUCAGGUUGUGCAUGCGUGUUGUGUUUUGCAUAAUAUGGCAAAUGCUAAUGAUCUUCAGUUAUUUGAACCACCUGUCAAUGAAAAUCAACCAGAUCCUGAUGCUGUAAAUGCACGGAUCAAUAUGGCUGUAGAUGCCGAUAUACCUCAAGAUAAUCAACAAGGACGAGAACUUAGAGACGAAAUAUGUAGACAGCUUGCUGCACAAGCACAAUAAAUAACUCGAUAACUGUAUUCAUAUAUAUAUAUAUUUAUUAUAUU
Molecule: messenger RNA, 1462 nt
Organism: Monomorium pharaonis (pharaoh ant)
Lineage: Eukaryota; Metazoa; Arthropoda; Insecta; Hymenoptera; Formicidae
Exons: 1
Coding region: 1107-1418 (103 amino acids)
Source: RefSeq, a predicted model, not a curated record